UCAAUCGUAAUGAUGUUGCUACUAGCUCAGUGGGGGAUAAAGAUAAUUUUUGUCACUCGCUGAAAAUGGACAAUAACCUCAAAAAUAGGGAAGUCCAGAACUAUAAGUUUAACCACUACACCUACCAUCUUAAUGAUACAGAGGGAAAGUAAAGAACUUCAACCUCAUUCUUCCCAUGGAGUUAACAGUUCUUCUUACACCUUCUAUAGUUUGAUAGUCUUAACAAGAUAGCAUGGCUACACCAUUUCUGCUAUCUAAUGCAAAGUGAGUUAUCAAAUGAUGGGCUUGUUCAGAUUCAGAUGUGGGACCUUGUUUUUCUACAUGCUCCUUCUUCUAUUCAGAACCUGCCAUGCCAACAAGGAUCAACACAUUCACCAGAUAUAUCCUGGCUUCAGUGCAUCUCAGCUAGAUUGGAAGGACCAUGGUGGGUUCUUCUUGCUAUCCAACAGCUCAGCUUUCGCUUUCGGGUUUUUCGGUACCUUGGAUGUUUCAUUGUUUGUUCUAGUAGUCAUUCACUUGAGUAGCUACAAGGUGGUUUGGACAGCAGACAGAGGUUUACUUGUUAGAAAUUCUGAUAAGUUUGUGUUUGAACAUAGUGGAAAUGCAUAUUUGCAAAGUGGGAAUGGUGUUGUUUGGGUGACAAACACCACAGGACAAAAUGUGAAAGCCAUGGAGUUACAGGACUCGGGGAAUUUGGUGUUGGUUGGAGAUGAUGAUAGAAUUGUUUGGCAGAGUUUUAGCCACCCUACUGAUACCCUUUUGCCUGGUCAAGUGUUGGUGGAAGGAAUGAAACUGAAAAGCUUCCCCAACAGAUUGAACUUGUUUCAUUAUCUUGGUUUUGUAGCAGGUGAUUUGGUUCUGUUUGCUGGGUUUGAACCGCCACAAACGUAUUGGUCCUUAUCAGGGGAAGCUCCAAAAAAUGUCACUGGCAAGGUUCACUCAGCUUCUCUGGUCUCCAAUUCAUGGAAUUUUCAUGAUAAAAGUGGUGUUUUGCUGUGGAAACUUGUCUUCUCUGAUCAUUCAGAUCCUAAGUCAUUUUGGGUGGCUAUUUUGGACCCCAAUGGUGCAAUCUCUUUCUAUGAUCUUAACAAGGGGAAAUCCACUAACCCUGAGCAAUUUAAGAUACCACAUGACCCUUGUGGCAUUCCUGAGCCUUGUGAUCCUUACAAUGUUUGCUUCUUUGAGAAUUGGUGUGAAUGCCCUGCACUUCUCAAGUCGCGGUUCAAUUGCAAACCUCCAAACAUCACAACAUGUUCCAGAAGACCUUCAAGUACAGAACUUGUGUAUGUUGGUGAAAAGCUUGAUUAUUUUGCACUUAAGUAUGUUGCACCAGUUUCAAAAUCAACCUUGAAUUCUUGCAAAGAUGCUUGUUUAGGAAAUUGUUCUUGCCUGGUGCUGUUCUAUGAAAACAGCACUGGUAGAUGCUUUCAUUUUGAUCAAACCGGGAGCUUCCAACGCUCUAAAGGAAGCAAUGGUGGUUAUGUUUCAUAUAUGAAAAUUUCCACUGAUGUGAAUGUUAAUGGAAAUGGCAGCAAAAAUAAAAGGAGGAACAUGGUGCUGGUUUUUGUGGUAGUAAUUCUUACAAUCCUUGUUAUUGCUGGCCUCAUAACAGGAUUUUGGUACUUCAACAAGAAGAAGAAUCUUGAUGAGUACCCUCAAGAGGAUGAUGAUGAUUUCUUUGAUAAUCUCUCUUCGAUGCCAGCACGAUUCACUUACAAUUCUCUUGCUAGAGCAACUGAGAACUUCUCCACAAAAAUUGGUGAAGGAGGUUUUGGCUCAGUGUACCUUGGUGUGCUUGAAGAUGGAACCCAAUUAGCAGUGAAAAAAUUGGAAGGUGUUGGACAAGGUGCUAAAGAGUUCAAAGCAGAAGUGUCCACAAUUGGAAGCAUACAUCAUGUUCAUCUGGUGAAGCUAAAAGGGUUUUGUGCUGAAGGCCCACAUCGCCUACUUGUCUAUGAGUACAUGGCAAGAGGCUCUUUAGAUAAGUGGAUCUUCAAAAACAGUGAAAACACUUUCUUGUUGAAUUGGGAAACAAGGUUCAACAUUGCAGUAGGCACUGCAAAGGGUUUAGCAUAUCUUCAUGAGGAAUGUGAAGUGAGGAUCAUCCACUGUGAUAUCAAGCCACAAAAUGUUCUUCUUGAUGACAAUUUCAUGGCUAAAGUCUCAGAUUUUGGAUUGGCUAAGCUAAUGAGCAGAGAACAAAGUCAUGUCUUCACAACUAUGAGAGGCACAAGAGGGUAUUUGGCUCCAGAAUGGAUUACUAACUAUGCAAUUUCAGAGAAGAGUGAUGUGUUCAGCUAUGGGAUGCUCUUGCUUGAGAUCAUUGGAGGAAGGAAGAACUAUGAUCAGUGGGAAGGUUCUGAGAAAGCACAUUUUCCUUCCUAUGUCUUCAGAAUGAUGGAAGAAAGUAAACUGAGAGAGGUUCUUGAUCAAAAGAUAGAUAUUGAUGAGAAGGAUGAUAGAGCUGUAACUGCUAUUAAAGUUGCACUUUGGUGCAUACAAGAUGAUGUGAGUUUGAGGCCUUCAAUGAGUAAAGUAGCUCAAAUGCUUGAAGGUUUGUGCACUGUAACUGAUCCUCCUUCAUUGUCUCAAUCCACUACUUAUUCAGCUUUCUUGAAAAUGAGCAGUGGAGAAGCAAGUUCUUCAGGACAGGCUAGUUUUUAUAGUAAUGUUCCCUUGUCCUGUGUUCAGCUAUCAGGACCAAGAUGAGAUAGAUAGAAGAAGUUUUGGUAAAUUAGUACUCAUUUUCUCUUCCAUUCCAUUUUCACUCACUUUAUUUUCUUAUCACAUCACUGAUCACACCUCUUAUUUCUCUCUGAUCUAUUCAUAUUUCUCUCUUGGUGCUGGUGGACUUUGGUGUGAAUAAAUGUUUAUUGUAACUAGAACUAGAUGAUGCAACUUACUUUUUUCUUUCUUUUGAUUCCACAAUCUGUACAUAUCUGAAUUGGAAUUUUAGUCUUGUUGCUGUGUUUGGA
Molecule: messenger RNA, 2975 nt
Organism: Lotus japonicus
Lineage: Eukaryota; Viridiplantae; Streptophyta; Magnoliopsida; Fabales; Fabaceae
Product: G-type lectin S-receptor-like serine/threonine-protein kinase SD2-5
Exons: 2
Coding region: 277-2709 (810 amino acids)
Biological process (GO): protein phosphorylation
Molecular function (GO): protein serine/threonine kinase activity; ATP binding
Source: RefSeq, a predicted model, not a curated record